UGGGAAAAAAUAAAAGAAAAAGAAAAAGUAGACAAGUUUGUUGAUGUUGAUGAAUUUUCCAUUUCAUGAUCGCAACAUGCCAGCAAUUUCUUUGGUGACUGCUACUUUCAAUUGGGUACUUUUAGAUUCAUUGGUGAGAGUCAUGCUGAAAGUCUGAAACGCAACGUUUCGGCAACGGUAUUUAUUUAUUUAAAAAAAUGGUAAAAUAAAUACUGGGUUUUUUGGCUUCUUGCCUUGGUAACACAGCCAUCUCUCUCCCACCAUGUAUGAGUUCAGACUUCUCUGUUACAAAGCUGAGUCUAUGUCCAUGACAAGCAUAGCUCUUUAGCACUGAGCUUAUGCCAAAGUACACGCAAAGAAACGGUUUUGUCUUUCAGGGUCAUCCUGUAGUGCAAACAAGUGGGUUUGACUUCAAAUAUGGAUUCAAGUUUUGUUCUUUUAGUGGGGUUCAUUGUGAUCCUACUAUUUAUGGAUUGUUCUUCUGCUGAUUCGAAGGUGAAUGAAGGUGCAAACAAUGGUUUGGGUUCUGUAAUUCCUGUACCUUUGAACAAAAAGGAUGGUUUGGAAGAUGAAAAAAAAGAUGGGUCGAACUUGGUUUCGAAUCCCACUGUAGUUGACAAGGUAAAGGGAGACCAAGUGGGUGGAUCAAAGGAGGAUCUUGGUGCUAAGACUGAGAUAGAUAAGAGCAGUUCAAUUAGCCAAUCUGAGUUGGGAGAAGUUGGUAGUGUGCAAAAGGGUGAGGGCAGUUCGAGGAAGGAAUUGAAAGGAAAGGGGAGUGGUGAUGAAAAGCAGAAGUUGGGAGAUGGGGCAGAAUCUAAGGAUGUGCCUAAGGAUGUGGGCAAUGAAGGGGAUGGGGACUCUUCAAAGACAGAGAGGAAUGAGGGUCGGGGUGAAGAAUGUGAUUCAUCUAAUAUGUGCAAAGUUGAGAAGAAGUUUGUUGCAUGUUUGAGAGUUCCAGGGGAUGAAUCUCCAGAUCUUUUACUUUUAAUUCAGAACAAGGGAGAAAGCGCCCUCUCUGUUACCAUUUCUGCUCCUGAUUCUGUUCGGCUAGCGGAAAAAGAAGUUCAAAUUCAAGAGAAAGAAGUCAAAGAACACAUAAAGGUGACGGUUUUAAACGUAGAUGGAGGAACUGACAGUUUGAUCACCUUAACGGCAGGAAAUGACAAGUGCAGCCUUGAUUUUAGGGAUCUGAUUGCACACAGUUCCCAGAAAGAGUUUGACAAUACCCCCAAGUCCUUGUUCAUAAGCUCCCUAACAAAAAGACCUGCUGUUGCACUUAUCUUCCUUGGUCCACUACUGAUACUUGUAUCAGCUUGGAUAUGCAUAAGCUUUAGGCGGAGGCGUUUAUCAGGAAAUGGCUCUAAAUACCAAAAGCUAGACAUGGAGCUUCCAGUUUCCAGUGUGGCAAAAUCAGAGUUGGACACUAAUGAUGGAUGGGAUGAAAAUUGGGGUGAUAGUUGGGACGAUGAGGAGGCACCAAAGACACCCUCAAUGCCUGUUACUCCAAACCUCUCAUCUAAAGGUUUAGCCUCGCGACGGUUGAACAAAGAUGGGUGGAAAGAUUAGUUGCAUUAGGGUUGCCAGCAAACACUCAUAUAGAAGAAAAAGGAAGAGAUGAUAAACUUACUUUUGUUCUUUAUCACACUAUCCACUUUUCCUUCAUAGUUAGCUUACAGUAAUUCUAGUACUGCAAAAAAAAAAGUCACAACUUUUAUCAUAAUUAUUUUACGUGGCAAAUUAUAACUAACUACCUGUCAUUUUUACAUGAACUUAUCAUUUUUUUCUACUA
Quercus robur (English oak) is the source of this 1789-nucleotide messenger RNA. RefSeq lists its product as uncharacterized. NCBI's taxonomy places the organism in Eukaryota, Viridiplantae, Streptophyta, Magnoliopsida, Fagales, Fagaceae. The transcript is spliced from 5 exons. The record is from RefSeq and is a predicted model, not a curated record. The coding region runs from base 418 to 1566 and encodes 382 amino acids.